CGGGCCCAGAUCCUCGGCUAUCUGGACUAUAUCGGUCUGCAUCGGUCUCUCCACUUCAGCAUUGAGCCCAUUCAGGUACAUAUCUACCACCUUUCUUGUACUGCCAUAAUUCUGCCAUUUGUCUUCUCGACAUUAUCUUCGCAACAUCGUAAGAAUGGAAUUUCAUAUCAACCCCGACGAUCUGCCCUCUCUCGCGGGCAAGACGAUCCUCAUCACCGGUACUCCUUUCUCCACAUUCCCACUGGAAUCCCCGCUGACCCCAUCAACAGGAACCAAUUCAGGCAUCGGCCUCUCCACAACGCACUUCCUCCUUUCACACGGCGCAAAUGUCAUCGCUGGCGACAUCUCUGCCUCUCCACCCCCCUCCUUGCCCAAUCCCAACCUCACCCCCUCGACGCCUCAACCUAAACCCGGAACCCUUUUCUACCAGCCCACCAACGUCACUGAGUGGUCCAGUAUCCGCGCACUCUUUGAAAAAGGACAUGAGCAUUUCGGGCGCAUCGACCACGUCUUCGCAAAUGCAGGCAUCCGACCACAGAGCAACUUUCUCGAAGAGACCUUCGACGAAGACGGGCUCCUUGCGCCGCCGAAUCUCGGCACCGUGGAUGUGAACCUCAUCGGCGUGGUGAAUACCCUACGACUAGCCGUAUAUUAUCUGAAGCGCGGCGAUAGACCCCAAUCUCAGCAGUCCGAGUCCCCAUCAAACGGCGAGCAUAUAGUCCAAGGGAAAAGCAUCAUCCUCUCCGCCUCCGGCGCCUCCCUCCGCAACUUCUGGGCCGCCGACUACGCCACCGCCAAGCAUGGCGUUCUUGGCCUCAUCCGCGGUCUAACUGAGGAUACGACCUCCCUGGGCGGCGUGCGCCUUAAUGCCGUGGCCCCGUCCUGGACGGACACUGGGAUGGUGCCGAAGACGUUGCUGGAGAGUGUUGGAGCAAGAGUCCAGGAUGCGGUUGCGGUGGCGAGGGCCGUGGCCACCCUGUUUGGCGAUGACCAGAGACAUGGUCAGUUGGUGUAUAUUUGGGAUGGACGGUACUUCGAGUUGAAUUCCUCCAAGGGAGGGAUGCUGGAUUCGGUGGAUCGUAUGUUGCCGGAGAUGGUGUCGGAGGGGGAGGCGAUGGUAAGGUUGAGAAUGAGGAGUUUGGAGAGUCGAGUGACCGGUUGAUAUCUUCAGGCUUCUUUUGGGCGGUCGGAUCCUUUAGUAGUUUUUGUAUUUCGUUUGUAUUCGGUGAUUUAAUUUUUAUUUGACUGCGCUUAAGUCAUGAUUUGAUUGUCUUGAACAGGAUGUCAUAUGGAAUGAAUAAAUGAGUUUCUUCAGACGGAACGCUAAUCAAAUAUACCUGGUCUAGUUUCUACAAGGGUGUGC
Molecule: messenger RNA, 1363 nt
Organism: Aspergillus steynii IBT 23096
Lineage: Eukaryota; Fungi; Ascomycota; Eurotiomycetes; Eurotiales; Aspergillaceae
Product: NAD(P)-binding protein
Exons: 2
Coding region: 155-1162 (335 amino acids)
Source: RefSeq, a predicted model, not a curated record